Molecule: messenger RNA, 2350 nt
Organism: Anas platyrhynchos (mallard)
Lineage: Eukaryota; Metazoa; Chordata; Aves; Anseriformes; Anatidae
Source: RefSeq, a predicted model, not a curated record
AUGCUUGCACUUGGCCACUUGAGCUAUGUCAACUCAGUGCUGGAGGGCAAGAAGAAGAGCAUCCUGCUCACCUGUUUCAGCAGUGUCUUCUUGCUGCCCUCACACGAGUAUUUGGAGUGCCAGAGCCGCAUCUACUACUUGAGGACCCUGGACGCCAUGGACCGCAUGCUGAGGCUCUUCAUCAGAAAUUCUCCCCUCUCCGGCUUCAGUGAGCUGCAGGACAUCUUGCAGGAAGAACAGCAGCCAGAAGCUAGUCAACAGCCUCAGGGGAAAGCUGAGGCCAUACCGAGGCUUCCUUUACCCACUGCCACGGACAUUGCCACGAACUUUGGAAAAUACCUCCAGCAGUCUCAGAGGACAGACGUCAUCCUCAAGGUCAUUGAAGCCCUGAGAGACUCCAACACAUACGACAAGCAGGAGGUCAGCGGUGUGCUGGACAUGGCCAUCGAAGACCCUGCCUCCUGGCUGACCGACGUGCCAGAGAUCGUGAGGUGCAUCUACAGACACGUGGAGUGCAUCAACACGGCAUCAGCCCGGCGCAGCCUGGACAACCUCAUCCUCUAUCUGGCCAACCAGCGGCCAAGGGAGGUGGCCAGCACCCUGCUGCAGAUGUGGCCAUCAUCUGACAGCGCUGCCCUGGCCAUGUGGGAAACCAUGUUCUCCCAGAAGCAGACGAUGGAGAAUGUCCUGAGGGAGACACUUGGCGUGCUCCAGGAGCAGAAGCUGCGCGGGCUCCCGGGCUUCAUCCCAGAGGACAACUGCAUCCCUCACUUGGCGCUGCUGGCCCACCCAGAUGUUGGAGAAGACGACUCGGAGGCCCUGCGCCACCUCCAGAGGCUCUUGAAGCAUCCCAACCGAGUGACGUACUCGGUGGUGCUCAGCGCUCUCCUCCCAGCGUCAGAGACACCUGUCACGGCAAGAAAACUUCCCGUGCUGCUGCCAGGCAUCAUUCAGGGCCUGCACGUUGCCAGGGCUGACACCAAGAUGAAGGCCCUGCUUCUCAUCGGAAACGUGAUGGAUCACGUGAAGAGGAAGCAGGCCAGCUCCAUCGCUCUGCAAGUGGCUGGGGACAUCCUGCCACUGUUUAACGAUGAGUGCAGCCAGCUGCAAGAGCUCUCCAUCUGCCUCUACAACAAAGUGAUGCAGGCUGCGUUGUGGUACCACAAGAGGCAGCUGAAGAAGGUCGUGCAGAGGGGCCUGCUCCCACUCUUUUUUCACCUGAGUGACCAGACCCAGAGCGUGGCCAAGGCCUCCCUGGAAGCCCUUGUCACCGCUGCAGACUUCCUGAAGCAGGGAAAACUCAAGCACCUGGCGCAGACAGAGCAGACCUGGAGGAUCGCAGAGUACUUGCUCGUGCAGGACAAGGGAAAGGUGGAGAAAUACCUGCAGCAGAGCCUGCCGUACCUGCAGCACACUCAGGUCGCCUUGCGGGAGGCAGCCAUCAGGUUCAUCGGUCUUGCCGCGCAGCACUGCAAGGACCAGAGCGAGAUGAAGAUCCAUGAAAUCUGCAGCAUCCUCCGGCCCUUGCAGAAUGACGAGGAGAAAAGUGUUGUGUCUCUGGCCACUCAGACCAUCUUCAUCCUGACACGUCCAAGGGAGCAGCUGACAUCGAGCUGGUGCCGGCGGGCACUGUGCUGCUGCCUCUCCUAAGCCAGGGAGAGGCACAAAACCUUCAAACGCCUGCAUUCCAUUAAAACUCCAACACCACGUGCAGGGCCGUGGAAUCCUUUGCAUGGUGUGCUGAGCAUUCCAGCCUCUACCGUAGUGGGCAGCUGUAAGGGUUUUAGGUGGUGUGGUGGGGAAUGGCUCAGGGGCGGUGGCUUGUGGAAAACGGACUCCACAAUCCAUAAGAUUGUAAAGUAGGUAUGUUUAUUCAGCGCUGGGCGGCACGGGGGUAGUCCCCCUGUGAGAAACAAAGUUGUGUUUUUGCAGUACAGAACUAAUUUUCUGUAUUGCAAGGUAGUUGUGUAGUCAUAACAAGGAGAAAUGCUAAGUAGAUGAGUGGACGGUAGAAGGCCUCGCUGUUCCAAAAUAAGUUGCAAGCUUGAGACAAACAGGAUGAGCAGUAUGAGAACAGUAAAACAAAGAUCACAAGACCUCAACACACAAGAAGGGAGAAAUUCAAGGGUUGAAAACAAGACAAAUGGUACAUAUAUGGUAUAGAGGAGGGUCGAGCAGCUUGUGAACCUGUAGUACUCUGCCAAUGAGGAAACAGGGGAGGUGAUCAGGUGUCGGGUAAUAGGGCAUAAAAGGUUAGGAUUUGUCUACUAAAAUGCGCUCCUGAUUGACAGGAUGCCCGCCCUUGCAAUCGCGAAUAAAAUAGCUUCACAGAAGAUUCUGUCUAAAGAAA